ACUGAACAGAAAAACACAACUUCCCAGCAGGCUUUGCGAUAGAACAACAAAUAUGGCGUCCUAGGGUUUCACUACGUGAUAUGAAUACCGAACCUUUGCGGGCGACGAAAUAAACCGGAGACAACCUCCACGACACUGCGGAAACGUUUUUACUGCGGUGCCAGGUCGCCGCAACGACACUAGCCGACACAAUGUCUUCACCUAAGGCGAAAACCCCUGGCCGCGCCGGCAGCGGUUGCGGGGGGAGCCCGGUGUUUGGCGGCACCAACAACGGCCGCUACGAGUUCAUGUCGCUCACCAAGCCGCUGAGCCGGUCCUCGACGCCGCCUCAUCUCCUCCAGCGGCAGAGCUCCGACACGGCCACCGCGCGACUCCGCGCCUCGGAGAGCCCCACUCGUCGCCGCGGCUCCAGCUCGUCCACCGGUUCGGGGCCACCGGAGGAAGACGGCAUUCGGCUCAACCCGUCGCUCUUCCGCGUGGCCCUCAGCUCGCUGCUCGCCAUCGACCUGUGGCUGUCCAAGAGUAUUGGGGUGUGCGCCCGGGAGGACUCGUCGUGGGGGAGUGCGCGGCCCCUCAUGAAGCUCAUCGAGGUGACGGGCCACGGCAUCCCCUGGCUGGCUGGAACCGCCUACUGCCUCUACAAGAGUGACACUGCUGCCGGCCAGGAGGUCAUGCUCAACCUCCUCAUGGGUCUUCUGCUGGAUCUCGUCCUCGUUGCCGUGGUGAAGGCGACAGUGCGUCGGCGACGUCCGGCCCACAACCGCAUGGACAUGUUCGCCACCUUCUCGGUGGACCGCUACUCCUUCCCGUCGGGUCACGCCACCCGUGCCGCCAUGUGCGCCCGCUUCUUGCUGGCUCACUUGGUGCUGGCCGCUCCGUUGCGGGUCCUGGUGUUGCUGUGGGCGGCCACGGUGGGGCUGAGCCGCGUCAUGUUGGGCCGCCACAAUGUCACAGACGUGGCUUUUGGCUUCUGGAUGGGCUACUGCCAGUAUAACCUGCUGGAGGCACUCUGGCUCUCUCCUCAGAGCCUGCAGGCGCUGCUGGGACACACUGCGUAACAAUCAGACUCACUAUUGUUGUUAUUGUGGAAAUGCUGAAGAGCAGUGACACACUUUUUCGACACUCGUUCCACAUUUCUCAAAUGAUUCAAAGCAUUCCAAUUUCAAAAUAUUCACAAAAUUCAGGAGAUCCUGAAUAGCUUUUUUCCAGAGUCACAUUCCAAAUUUGCACCGUUUUAUUAAUCGCAAAUUAUUAUAUUUAUUAGAUAUCAGUCUCGCCUCUUCAGCAUUCACACACAGUUUCUACAGGAAUCGCAUUCUCUUGUUUUUAUUGUAGCUGCUCUACUGUGGAUCCUGUGAAAUAUUUAUUGUCCCACACGAGGGUGUUGUUGGUGCAUUCCGUUACUUUAAGUCUGGUCCAUUU
Hippocampus comes (tiger tail seahorse) is the source of this 1422-nucleotide messenger RNA. It is a transcript of the gene plpp6, whose product is annotated as phospholipid phosphatase 6. Gene Ontology annotation, molecular function: sphingosine-1-phosphate phosphatase activity. Lineage: Eukaryota; Metazoa; Chordata; Actinopteri; Syngnathiformes; Syngnathidae. The record is from RefSeq and is a predicted model, not a curated record. Bases 192 to 1058 code for a protein of 288 amino acids. The transcript has 2 exons.